GGCGGAAGUGAAGAGAGGGACGCGCUCACCUGUCUCACCUGUCGACAGGUACGGCCGGAGGAAAGACGAGCACAAUGAGCAACCCCAUCCCUUCCAACAUGCGGUCCGAGGCCAAGAAGGCUGCCAAGAUCCUGAGGGACUUCACGCAGAUCUCCAACCGGACCGGGCCGGACAAGCUGAUCCCUGCUCACGUCAUCGCCAAGGCUGAAGGUCUGGCCAUCAUCUCCGUCAUCAAGGGCGGCUUCUUGAUCACGGCCCGGGGGGGCAGCGGCAUCGUCAUCUCCCGGCUCGCCGACGGACGUUGGUCGGCGCCGUCGGCCAUCGGCAUCGCAGGACUGGGCGGCGGCUUCGAGAUCGGCGUGGAGGUGUCGGACCUGGUGAUCAUCCUGAACCAGCGCCGGGCCAUCGAGGCCUUCACCAAGGGAGGGAACCUGACCCUGGGAGGGAACUGCACCGUCGCCGUGGGACCCAUGGGCAGGAACCUGGAGGCCGACGUGGCGCUGCGGAGCACGGCCGCCGUCUUCACCUACUGCCGCUCCCGAGGCCUGUUCGCCGGCGUGUCCCUGGAGGGCUCCUACCUCAUCGAGCGCAAGGAGACCAACCGCAAGUUCUACUCCCAGGACAUCCGGGCCUCAGCCAUCCUGAACGGGGACGUGGAGCCGCCGGCGGAGUGCCAGGACCUGUACAACGUCCUGGACGCCUACACGGAGGCCUACACCAGCGACUGGACCGCCAGGCACAUGCAGGCCAAGACGGCCAGAGCUCCCUCCAGACCUGCAGGCCCCCCCCAGCAGAGAUCCCAGAACCUUCAGCAGCUGUCGGACCACAGCAGUGUCCGAGCAGGAAAGAAGAGCGCUUUCUACCCGAGUCUCUCCGUCGACUCUGGAUUCUCAGGGGCGGGGGCGUCAGUGGGCGGAGCCGGUGGACCGCUGGUCGUCACGGCGACCCACCCCUUCACGGGGCAGCAGCCCGGCGACCUGAGCUUCGCCCCCGGCGACCGGAUCACCGUGGUCACCAAGACGGAGUCCCAGUACGACUGGUGGGAGGGGCGGCUGGACGGCGGCGCCGUCGGGAUAUUCCCCGCCAACUUCGUCACGUACUGACGACGAGGAGCUGCAGGCGCCGUGCGGCAAAGGUCAAAGGUCAAAGGAGAAGCACCUGAUACAACUAAACUACAAACUCUUUUCUAUUUUCCACGUUAAGCAACGACGUUUCAGCGUUUGCAGGUUUAGUUCGACACUUGUUUCCACAGUUUUAAAGUUUAAGCGAGCUAGCGAUGAGUUUGGAGGAAGCUAGCUGUAGUUAAAUGAAAUAACACCUUUGAUUUAAACUCUAGUUACGCAAAUCUUUCCACUUUAACGUCACAGCUAUCGACAAAAGGUUUUAAAUGUUCAGAACUUUGACUUCACGUGGUUUUAAAUCGCUGUUUGUUGGGAAAAGGUCAAUAGUUAAGAUAAGCAUCAACAGCCUCUGAUUUGGGGACUGUUUAUGGGUCACUUUGGACUCUGUGGAUGUUUCAAACUCAGCAGGAUUUCUUGCCUGGGUUCGGGAUCUGUUUUUUGGCUGCAGAACCGCCGUUUUUUUGGGACUUUGGAGACUUUCUGACGGAGAAGUUGACGUGAGACGGUAGACGGACGACCGCUGCUCAGUCUGAUCGUAAACUCGUCUGUCUGGGUGUUUAAAUA
Messenger RNA from Cololabis saira (Pacific saury), 1685 nucleotides. It is a transcript of the gene sh3yl1, whose product is annotated as SH3 and SYLF domain containing 1. The transcript is spliced from 10 exons. Gene Ontology annotation, molecular function: protein binding; phosphatidylinositol binding. The coding region runs from base 75 to 1103 and encodes 342 amino acids. Gene Ontology annotation, cellular component: ruffle membrane. NCBI's taxonomy places the organism in Eukaryota, Metazoa, Chordata, Actinopteri, Beloniformes, Belonidae. The record is from RefSeq and is a predicted model, not a curated record.